AUGGAGUCUUGCUACGUAUUCCGCACCUGGGCUGGAGAAACCCUCACUAUAGCCUGCGCGAUCGGCUUAGUAGCCUCAAUCGCAGGCAUCCUAGCAGUAUACGACGGCAAACCCGUACCGGACUGGGGUGACGACCUCAAUCUAAACGCUCUCGUCGCUCUUUUAUCAACAGUUCUGCGAGCCCUACUAGUCGUCACCGUUGCGCAGAUCAUAUCGCAGAGGAAAUGGGACUGGUUCAGCGUCACGAGCGCCCGGCCGUUGUCAGAUAUCCAACGAUUCGACUACGGGAGCCGCGGGGCUUAUGGGGCGUUGCUUCUCAUUCCGACUGUUUUUCUCAAGGAUUUUGUGACACUGGCUGCUGCGGUCGUGUUGCUACUGUCGUUCUUGGUGGGACCUUUUGCUCAACAGGCUAAUGGUGCGGCGCCAUGCUCGUUUCCUAGCGCUACGCUCAAUGCGUCACUUCCUUUCGCUCACAAUGUACCUGGGAGUGGUGGCUACAUCCCUUUUACAGGUGGUUCAGACGGAGGCCCCACAACCGACCUUGUUGCCGCAAUCCUAUCCAGUGUCGUAUCGCCCUACGGCAUUGAGAAUAAGAUUCGCACAAGCUGCCCUACGGGAAACUGUACUUUCAGUAAUCUGGGUCCCAGACCAGAGCUGGAGAAAGCAUUCUUCGACUCUAAUCAGAGCAUGCAUUCGACGGUUGGGGUGUGCAACGUAUGCACAAACGUGGCGUCAUUAGUGACGAGCAAGAUCGAGAGUACAGAGUGGAGUAACAACACAGUCCACUCCCUGCCAAGCGGCUUGAACCUAUCAGUAGGAGCCGGCCAUUUCGAAGUCUCGACCAUGAAACCAACUCCGGACCUCACAUGGAUGGGCAGUCUCCUAACCGACAGCGUCAGAGAAGCAUCCAGAUGGGCCUACGUCAACGCAACCCUCCUCAACAUAGCCAGUACCCCCAUCGCCGCAUCAGUAUGCAGUCUAUACCCAUGCACACGCACCUACAAAAGCAUAAUCAAGGACUCCGAGCUCCACGAAUGGGAAGCCCCCUCCUCAGCCAUGCGCCUCCAAAUCAGCGGCGCCCACCACGAAGAACUCGACCUGCCCACUUCCAGAAACAGCCUCUCCAACACGGAAUACGAAUACACAACAAGACGCGAGCCGUGCCGAGUAGGUCCGUGGACGCUAUACAAAGGCGGUUUCAUCCCCGAAGGCACCGCGACGGCGGAACUGCAGCUCUUCGACUUCACGCACGACAAGCGUUAA
This is a messenger RNA of Alternaria novae-zelandiae, 1263 nucleotides long. RefSeq lists its product as uncharacterized. The record is from RefSeq and is a predicted model, not a curated record. Bases 1 to 1263 code for a protein of 420 amino acids. The transcript has 2 exons. NCBI's taxonomy places the organism in Eukaryota, Fungi, Ascomycota, Dothideomycetes, Pleosporales, Pleosporaceae.